Ogataea angusta is the source of this 2181-nucleotide messenger RNA. RefSeq lists its product as uncharacterized. The coding region runs from base 1 to 2181 and encodes 726 amino acids. The record is from RefSeq and is a predicted model, not a curated record. Gene Ontology annotation, cellular component: ribonucleoprotein complex. The transcript has a single exon. Lineage: Eukaryota; Fungi; Ascomycota; Pichiomycetes; Pichiales; Pichiaceae. Gene Ontology annotation, molecular function: RNA binding; protein binding.
AUGUGGGGACUCUAUUAUAAGCACUGCACAGCUAAGGUCCACGAGGCUGGAGAACUUGACCAGCUCUGGCUUCAACAACUGCAAAUACCAAGCUUGGACUAUGAUAGCCUUUUGAAUGACUACUCCAAGUUUGUGUCAGAUCACUUUGGAGAACAAUACACAGACAAAAUGAAAAACAUACUUCAAAUAAAGAAAAAAGUGACACAAAUACUAGAGAAGAUUGAGCCUUGGGAGCUUCAGAGACAGGACAGAAGUCCUGAUUACUGGAUUGGCUAUUUGAAGGCAUUGCACGGAAGCAAAGUGCUGGACAGAGUGACCAAAAAGCGUCUAAUUCAGUGUACAGUGGAAAGAAGUCUUGGCGUCCAGGUAUUUGUACCAGUAAUCCAAACUUAUCUGUCCUUCAACUUGGAGGUGGAUGACUCUGCCUUUUGGGAAAGAGUUGUGCAAAUUGAGCCAUCCAAUGCAGAAGCAUGGAUCCAAUACGUCCGUGAUAGUCCCGUGGAUCAACUUCAAAGAAUACGGUCUCAAUUGAAUAGUUACUCUGAUUUAAUUUUAGUACCCGUGUUUUGUGAAAUUCUUCGAAUGGAGCUUCGUCUGUUCAAACAGAAUGCUUCGGUGGCGCAACCAUUGCUGAUGGAAGAUACGUACAAUUUUUUUUCAAGAACAUUGAAAGCAGGAGACAUAUUCCACACUGUCCCAAAAUUGUGUAUUGAAAUCCAAGAGGAUAUUGGAGACGUUGACGGCAUCAGAAGGGAUUUUUUAACUCCCCUCCUGGAGAAUUUUGACAAUGAAACGGAAGCGUGGCUUUAUGUUGUCGAGUUUGAAAAGAGACACGGCAAUUACAGACAUGUGACGGACUUCUUCAAGAAAGCAAUGGGUAUCGCUGAGAAGCUUGACUGGCCGGAGCGUUUAGCAUCUGAAUGGAAAAGGUUCGAGCUGCUCAAAGGCACAGAUGAAAGUCAAGAAUACUGCGAUGAAGUUUGCAAACGCGCACUGUCACGGAUCAAAGGUAGUAAAAGACGACUUUCAGAGCAUGAAGUGGAAGAAAAAUCACAAGGGCCCCACAGCAAAAGAAGAGCACACGAGGAUACUGCUGAAACAAAGCCAAGGAAACAAAAAACCGAGACCAGAGAUCGCGAACAUCUGACUAUACUGGUAGCUAAUCUGCCUCCUUCAAUUGAUGAGAAAGAAUUGACUGAUAAUUUUAGCUCCUGUGGAAAGAUCCGUAGCAUCUCCCUUUUGCAAGGUAAGGCAACUAUCGAAUUUACAGACGAGCAAGGACUCUUAUCAGCUAUGAAGAAAAACGGCACAAUAAUUGAGGACUCGCCGAUCGAGGUGGUCCAUUUGCAGAAUAACACCCUUUGGGUUGCAAAUUAUCCUCCCGAGAAAACUGCGGAAGACUUGAGGAAUAUAUUUAGACAAUAUGGCGAGAUAUUGUCCGUUAGACUGCCAUCGUUGAAAAGCAACGUGCAAAGGCGUUUCUGCUACGUUGAAUAUUCGUCUGAACAGGAUGCCGCGUCCGCUGUAAAAGCAUUGGAUGGCCAUACAAUACGGGGAAAAACCGGUGAUUUCAAAUUGACAGUCAAGGUUUCGAACCCCGACGCCAGGCAAGAUCGCAAAGGUGCGCUGGAAGAGGGCAGACAAGUGUAUGUUAGCGACUUGGACUUUUAUAAGGUCGACGAGGAUAGAUUGAGCGAGUUAUUUUCGAAAUUUGGUGAUAUUGAAAUGAUACGCAUUCCUGUCAAACGUGAUGAGAAGACCAAUAAGCUCAACAACGGGUUUGCAUUCAUUUCGUUCAAGUCCAGUUCCGAUGCCGUGAAUAGUUUAGAACUGGACGGCAAUUUGUUGGCUGGACGACCAAUGAAGGUCGAACUAGCCACACCCAAGAAAAAGAAAGUGUCUGUUAUCGGAACGGGGAAGUUUGAUAGAGCUCGGACAAUCUCGGUGCUCAAUGUUGACGACAAACUGAACACAGAAAAUCUCAAGGCUAUAUUCGAAGAAAUAGGGCCUGUCACCCAGAUAGAGUUGCAACCCGAAAAUAAUGCGGCUUUGAUUGAAUUCGAGACUGUCAGAAGCUCUGGUAUGGCAGACUUCAAAUUCAACGGUCGCAAGAUCGGAGACACUAUCGUUCGAAUCGGCACAUUUCAAGACUUCUUGAAACUGAAGAGAAACAAGACUUAA